Messenger RNA from Jatropha curcas, 832 nucleotides. RefSeq lists its product as uncharacterized. Lineage: Eukaryota; Viridiplantae; Streptophyta; Magnoliopsida; Malpighiales; Euphorbiaceae. The record is from RefSeq and is a predicted model, not a curated record.
CCAACGGAUCAAAGUGUUCAAAACCGCUUCAAAUACAAAUUCCCUCCAGAGUCCCGCCUCCUAAAAACCACUGCUUUAUAAACACCACAGCCUCAAUUUUCAACUAAGGCGGCGGUUUCCAAUGUCGAAUUCCCAUCCGCCGGACCUGCCUCCAAAAUCGAAACUCCGGCAGCUUUCCGAGCAGCGGUGGUCAUGUUCACUGGAUAUUGAGAAGGAUACAAACAACCACAACCACGUCUCAAUUUCAGACCAAAUUGAUGGUGUUCCAAUCUCCAAUUCCCAACUGCAGCCACCACAGCUGCGGUUCCGGCGGCUCUUCAAGCAGCGGUCGUGGUCGCCAGACACCGAGAAGGAGGAGGUGUGGCUUCGGCGAAAAUCCAAUUCCCGUAUGUGCAACAAGGGUAGUCUUACAGACGAAGAUCUUGAGGAGCUAAAAGCGAGCUUUGAAUUAGGAUUCGGAUUCAAACCUGACUCGCCUGAUUUGGAUCCAAAAUUGUCUGAUGCUUUACCUGCUUUGAGGUUUUAUUGUGCUGUUAAUAAGGAGUAUACUAAUAGUUUAUUGAGAUCGUCGUCUUCCUCCUCAAUUUUGUCUGACAGUGAUAGUUCAAGUACUUGUAGCUCCUCCAUUCUUGAUUCAGGUGAUGAUUCGGAGACGGUGAAGAUGAAAUUGAAACAGUGGGCUCGAGUCGUUGCUUAUUCAGUGCGGCAGGUUUCAGGGAAACCCAAUUAAUUCUUUAAGGAUUUGAAAUGUUUUUUUUGAUAAAAUUUAAGGAUUUGAAAUUUAGAGUAAUAUGUAAUGUAAUUUAAUUUUUUUAUUAAUUGUUAAUAUAAA